This is a messenger RNA of Exaiptasia diaphana, 1143 nucleotides long. RefSeq lists its product as uncharacterized. The coding region runs from base 24 to 590 and encodes 188 amino acids. The transcript has 7 exons. The record is from RefSeq and is a predicted model, not a curated record. NCBI's taxonomy places the organism in Eukaryota, Metazoa, Cnidaria, Anthozoa, Actiniaria, Aiptasiidae.
UCAGCGAACCUUUAAGCAUAGAAAUGUUUACAAGACUUUUUGCAGUUUGCGCAGCUAGCCUUGUGCUGCUAAUACUUGAAGUAUCUGGAACCCCAGUCAACMAGCCACGGAAUUUUGAUUAUGAUUUCUUACAUGAUGACAAGGAAUGUAAAGACCUACGAGACGACUGUAGUGAUAUACCAGCAAAAGGAGAAGAAUUGAUAGAAUACUGUAAGAAGUGGAAAGAUGACAAAGCAGUUCAGGAAUGUCCUAUGACUUGYGGAAGAUGCAAAGCUCCGUCCCCUCCUGCAGAAUGCGAGGACGAGCGAGMUGAUUGCAGUUGGAUAACUGAUAACAAUCCUGGUGCAGAUGCCUUGUUCAAGUACUGUACAGACAAUAACAAUGAAGAUGCAGUUAAGCAAUGCAAAAAGACUUGCAAUUUUUGUAACGCUCCAUUCCCAUCUGUUGAAUGCAAGGACGAGCGGGAUGAUUGCAGUUGGAUAACAGCUAACAAUCCUGAUGCUUAUCCCUUGUUCAAGUACUGUUUUGAGUACAGAAACGACGAUGUGAUUAAGCAGUGUAAAAGGACAUGUGGAUUGUGUUUUGGGUAGCCAAGAAACCACAACCAACUCUAAAUCUGUGAUAUUCAACAGGAAUCUUUGGACGUUUCCUAUCGGUCAGCGGUAGUUGUAGGAGUGUAGUGGAUGAAAAUUAAUUUUUGAACUAUUCAGCAAAAUACAAUAAGAUAAGAGAUAAAGGUUUUAACCUAUCCAAUAGUGCAUCACUGCACUUCAUCUGUUGAUUAUAUAAACAUUUAGUUAUAGUUUGUGCUCCAUAUCAGUAUAGCACCUUAUUACCUUGGCCAGUUGUACUAGAUUUUGUAAGGGCGCCAUUUUGGUAGUAUCUUGAUUGCGUUAGACUGUACUUUAGCAUAAGCUGAAUAAAACUAACAUUUUGGUUACAACAAUUGAUGCAAUAAAUAGAUUAGACAUUAUAUGAAACUUCGUCUGUCCCAAAACUUAAGGCUUUGUUGGUUAUAAUAGAUUUUUUUCAUACUUUAUUGUUCAAAUGAUUCAAAAAAUAAGGGAAAAACAGGAAAAGUUUCCAAGAAAAUCUUGUCAAAAGUGUACCGGGAAUAAGAAAUGAAAUAAAUUCAUCAUAACA